CAUCGUAUCUCAGCUUCAAGUCAAGUCAGUACCUUACCUUACCUAUUACCCUGCCCGGCGCACAGGCACGACGGUCAUAUCCGUAGCCCGCAUUUCUCAAAUCUCCCCAUCCACGUUCUUCCCAGUCAUCGUCUCGUCCUUCCAAGUCUCGGCUUGCUCGUAUGCCAGCGUCCAGUUCUUUUUUUCCCAUUCCCUUUCUCUAUCCAAUCUUUUUGAACCAUUGCCAUCCGAGUACAUUACAACCUACCCUAUACCUAGUGCGAAUUACCUCUUCUCCUGUGGUCCUUGGGAGGAAAACACCCCCCCUUUAUUUUUGUAAAUCAGCCUGUUUCCCGUGGUCCCCCCUACCUAGCAGCAGGUGAGCAAAGACAAAGUGUGGCGUGGAAAGAGAGAAGAGAGAGAGCCUUGUUCGCGACGUCCGACAUCAUCUCGUCUCGUUCGCUCUCUCGUCCUGGAGUGUACCUAUCUACCUUACCUGGAAUGACUGCCUGUCGAACCCCAUUAUCUCGUUUUUGGUUCUCGCUCAUCAGCGGCAUCCCAUCCAUCUCCCUUUCUCUUCCCUUUCCCCUCUGCUCUGAUUACACUAUCCCUACUCCCGUCUCCAUCCACUCAGUUGUGCCAGAGGUGGUGGUUCAAUCAACUUACGGGAGUACUGGGCUCUGCUCUCUUGCUGGCCCUGACUCCCAUUGCCUUAGUUCUGCCCGCCUACCGCCCGCUCUCAGCUCGCUGUAGCGGUAGCGUGGAAGCGUCAGGUCAAGCAAAGUUCCCAAGUACUCC
Molecule: messenger RNA, 777 nt
Organism: Colletotrichum godetiae
Lineage: Eukaryota; Fungi; Ascomycota; Sordariomycetes; Glomerellales; Glomerellaceae
Exons: 1
Coding region: 481-732 (83 amino acids)
Source: RefSeq, a predicted model, not a curated record